AUGAUAAAUCAAGAGAGACAAGCUGGAACUGCGCCCCAUGGGAUUCUACUGGCAGUUGUGGUUGUGGCAGUGAUCGUGGUGCCGUUUUUUCUUGGUGACCAAGGCGAGGCCAUAACCGAAGGCAUUUCUGAGCUCUUGAGCCCUGUGGGUCUUCUUCUCUUGCCCAUUAUUCUCCUCCUCACCAUCCAGUUUCUGUCUUCGGAUCGCGGCUCCUUCGUCUCCUCCAUGUUCUCAAACGGGGAGCCUGACACCAUUCACAGGGUCAGCGGCUCCCCUGUUGGCGUUGCAUUGUUUCUCGUGCUCAUCCUCUUCCUUCUUUACAACCGGAUAUCGAUCUUCGGCGGCGGCGGCGACGAUGAAGAGUGA
Molecule: messenger RNA, 366 nt
Organism: Prunus armeniaca (apricot)
Lineage: Eukaryota; Viridiplantae; Streptophyta; Magnoliopsida; Rosales; Rosaceae
Source: the annotation of a GenBank genome assembly